Cinclus cinclus is the source of this 1514-nucleotide messenger RNA. RefSeq names its product O-sialoglycoprotein endopeptidase (gene OSGEP). Gene Ontology annotation, cellular component: cytoplasm; EKC/KEOPS complex. Gene Ontology annotation, biological process: tRNA threonylcarbamoyladenosine modification. The transcript has 12 exons. Lineage: Eukaryota; Metazoa; Chordata; Aves; Passeriformes; Cinclidae. The coding region runs from base 113 to 1120 and encodes 335 amino acids. The record is from RefSeq and is a predicted model, not a curated record.
CGGAAGUGGCGUAGAGGAACGGCGGGAGAAACGCGAAGUGAAGAAGCGGCGGCGGCGGCGGCGACAGCGGCGUAGCGUCACUGGGGGACACCUGGGAGCCCGGCGUGUCGUCAUGCCGACCGUGCUGGGCCUGGAGGGUUCCGCCAACAAGGUGGGCGCGGGGGUGGUGCGGGACGGCGCCGUCCUCAGCAACUGCCGCGCCACCUACGUCACGCCGCCGGGACAGGGGUUCGCCCCCGGCCCCACCGGGCGGCACCACCGGGCGGUGCUGCUGGGUCUGGUCCGGGCCGCGCUGCGCGAGGCGGGGGUCGAGCCCCGGGACCUCGACGGGGUCGCCUUCACCAAAGGACCGGGCAUGGGGUCCCCCCUGGCCGUGGUGGCGGCCGUGGCGAGGACCCUGGCGCAGCUGUGGGGGCUCCCCCUUCUGGCCGUCAACCAUUGUGUGGGGCACAUCGAGAUGGGGCGGCUGCUCGGGCCUGCCCCCGACCCGCUCGUGCUCUACGUCAGCGGCGGCAACACCCAGGUGAUCGCCUAUUCCCGGCGCCGGUAUCGGAUCCUGGGCGAGACCCUGGACGUGGCCGUCGGGAACUGCAUCGACCGAUUGGCCCGGCUGCUCCAGAUCCCCAACGCCCCCAGCCCAGGCUACAAUGUGGAGCAGCUGGCCAAAAGGGGCCGCCGUCUUAUCCCGCUGCCCUACGUGGUCAAGGGGCUGGACGUGUCCUUCUCGGGGCUCUUGUCGCACCUCCAGGCAGUGACCCCCAAAUUGUUGGACUCGGGGGAGGCGACUCCAGAGGAUUUGUGCUUCUCCCUACAGGAGACGGCGUUCGCCAUGCUGGCUGAGGUGACAGAGCGAGCCCUGGCCUUGACCCGGGCGAGGCACCUGCUGCUUGUGGGGGGCGUGGCCUGUAACCACCGGCUCCAGGAGAUGCUGCAGACAAUGUGCAGGGCCCGGGGGGCUGAGCUGUGCCCCACAGACGACAGGUACUGCAUCGACAACGGCGCCAUGAUCGCCCAGGCUGGGUGGCAGAUGCUGAGGGUGGGGCAGGUGACGGAGCUCAGCCAAUCAGGGAUCACGCAGAGGUACCGGACGGAUGAGGUGGAGGUGACCUGGAGGGACUGAGGCGGAGACGCUGACGGAAACCGGCUUAAGGAGGAUCUCCGCUGUAUAUCUUGCUUUUUAGUUUUGGGGGUGUUUUUACAUAUUUUUUCCUUAACCAGAAGAUUCUUUUACCAAACGAUUUCACCCCCCACCACGUGUCUCUUUUCUCCUCGCCGGGAAAACGCGCCAUCAGAAUGCCCGGCUUUAUCCCUUUAUUUACUAUUUUUAUUUUUCGCUUUGCUAAGUCCCACCGCUCUUAGUGAAGCUGUGGGCUUACAACUCCUGUAUUUCCUAUUUUUGCCACGUUUUCUUCCGUUAAAACGUUGUUUUAAUGUUACGGUUAUAUUUAUUUUACUGAUUGCUGGAAUAAAUCCUGUUCUGCUGUCGAAUUUACCGCGGGUUUGGUGAGGGGAAA